Molecule: messenger RNA, 1575 nt
Organism: Didymella exigua CBS 183.55
Lineage: Eukaryota; Fungi; Ascomycota; Dothideomycetes; Pleosporales; Didymellaceae
Exons: 1
Coding region: 89-1411 (440 amino acids)
Source: RefSeq, a predicted model, not a curated record
CUCUGGAAUUCAUCCCGAUGUUCAAGAUCUCGGAGUGAUGGUAUUGCGCGUAGACAUAGGCCUGGGGCGCGCACAAAUCUAUGCGAAUAUGGUACGAGAGUUCUCCUUCCACUACGACAAUGCUUACACCGACCAAACGAGAUGGCACACCAUGCUAUGUCAGCUGCAAUUUCCGCAGUUGGUAUCCGUUUGGUUCUGGGAGAAAGAUCAUGAACACAAACUCAACACUGAGGAUGUGAUACUACAUUACACCAAGUCCAAUCUUCGCCAACUCUCCGUCGAUACUUGUGGUCCGCUCUCAGAAGACUUUUUUGACGAAAUGGCUGGACUGUGCUUGAGGCUGGACAGCCUACUCCUGCACCUUUCCAAGAUCACAGCCUCUUCGAGCUCAGUCGUUCGAAUGCUGAAGAGAAUGCCUAACAUACGCUCACUCGGUUUAGAGAAAGGUUUUGGAGAUGUCUUUUCUUCCGAGAUGUUCAGGGUCAUCGCUUCUUAUCCGGCUCUCGACCAGGCUGUUCUCCCAUACGUCCAGGAUAACUGUCUGCUCGCUCUCCAGACGGACGCAGACAUACGGUUUUUUCCCAAGCUCAAAUACUUGUACACUGGCGCCACCGCGGAAAGCCUAAGAGUCUAUCAUAGAGUUGCGCCUGGGAUCAACGUACUCGGCUUGACAAACGAUAAAUUGGAACGUGCGGAUAACGUGUUGACCAGUGCAUCGAGGUUUCGAGAGCUUACAUCUUUCACUGCCCAGCUCAACAUGAGCACAGCCAUUGGGGGCGACGAGCUUAUCCAGUUGGCUCAGGGGUGUCCAAACCUGGAGGAGAUCAAGAUAGGCAUUGACAGCUGGUCCGACAUCAAGCCUUCGGCGACAGGGAUGACAGACGACCUCAUUGAGCAAUUAGCUCCGCGUUUGUCCAACCUCAGGGUUCUCUAUCUUUUGUUCGAGUCCGUCAGUCAGCGUGGGCCUGGAUGCAUUCAUACUAUCCGUACCCUCGGGUACAAUUGCGAAAGGCUGCAGGAAGUGGUUCUAUCGUGCGAGCCUGACUGGUCAUUGAUCGGAUCUCUUUCCAAGGGCGAGGGAGUCCCAUUGGCUGCCAACCUCGAGCAAUUGCAACUAUUGCCCCAUGAUCACAUGAUGCAAAACAUGACAAAAGAAGAGCAUAGAAACCUACUAGAUGUUUGGCGACACAAUGCGAAAGACUGGCUGCCGCAAGUUUGCUUCAUGGAAAUUCGUGGGGCAGAUGACUGGGAGGAGGCGUUUGUGGAUGUUAUUUGCCCCAUGAACGAAGAAGAGGAGGCCGUGGAGGACGAGGAGGCCGUGGAGGACGAGGAUGCCGCGAGUGUUGUCGAUGAAGCAGAUGAUGCAGGUGUAGCAACCAUGUUCAAUCAAUUCACUCUGCGGGAAGGAUGAUAAGCUGGGUAAAACGAAGAGUGACGGAACGGUCGUGAAAGGAAUUGUUUGAGCGGAGCCGCGAGUGGGGCGUCGUACGAGCCACCGCGCCGCUUCGCUCCUCCCACACGUUCCGCGGCUGCCAUCCAAAGCUUCAAGCAUUGUCAAUAACACGUGAUUUCCCU